Messenger RNA from Salarias fasciatus (jewelled blenny), 2266 nucleotides. It is a transcript of the gene lbh, whose product is annotated as LBH regulator of WNT signaling pathway. The coding region runs from base 181 to 540 and encodes 119 amino acids. Lineage: Eukaryota; Metazoa; Chordata; Actinopteri; Blenniiformes; Blenniidae. Gene Ontology annotation, biological process: positive regulation of DNA-templated transcription. The record is from RefSeq and is a predicted model, not a curated record. The transcript has 3 exons. Gene Ontology annotation, cellular component: nucleus.
UCUGGAAAGCGGCGUUUUGUUCUCAGGCUUUUUAAACUCCUUGCUAAACAGUUAUUUGGGGUCUUUAAGGGGGUUUUUUUUAAACUACCCUCGAGGGGAAACAAAACAAAGAAAAAAAAAAGUCCAGAGAGAGUCUCAGUCAUCAGAUCCCUCAACAGGAUUGACAGCAGGUGUGAAUUCAUGUCUGUAUUUUCACCUCAGAUAUACUGCCCAGUGUUUGUGCCCAGCCGAGAUAUGACUGAGGUGAUGAUCAACAGCACCCCCAUGGAGGAUAUGAGGCUCAGUCCCAGCAAGGACAGACUCUCCUUCCAGAUAUUCCCGGACCCGUCAGAUUUCGAUCGCUGCUGUAAACUCAAAGAUCGCCUCCCGUCCAUCGUGGUGGAGCCGACAGAAGGAGAAGUGGAGAGCGGGGAGCUUCGCUGGCCUCCAGAGGAGUUCCUGGUCAGUGAAGAGGAGGAAGAGGAAGAGGAGGAGGAGGAAGAGGAACAGCUUAAUGGUAGCAUUCAAAAUGGACACCCGACGCUGAAUUCCCAGCACUAGAGAGCGCGUUGCAGCAGCCGCACGUCGGUGUUCCUUCUUCCUGAUGGACGUUUCCUCACACACACACACACACACACACACACACACUGGUUACUCUCCACCUCAGCACUCCAGUAGACUCGACUGACAGAUGCAUUCACGGUCCCAUGAUGCCAUCUGGUUGCCCUUGACACCAAAAGGUCACUCCCACAAGAAAAAGCAAUACACACACACACACACAUACUCUCUCACACAAUGUUUUAUCUUCCUGGACUUCAGUCCCACCAAAAUGGACUCAAACGAUUGGACAGCUAAUCCUUUUUCCUAUGAUGUCUACCACUGCGUUUGUCCCGGCCCCCCCAGCGGGAUGUCGCGUCGGACAGCGGCAGCUCAGUGCUUCAGCUCUUAAUCUGCGGAGAGCUACUUCUGCUCAGUUCUUUACUCCAGAAUGGCUGGCAUCAUGACCCCAGAGACUUUCUACUUGCGUACAGAACUAUUGUGGUACCCGUGGGAUUUAUUGUACAGUGCACCGUCCAUGUUUGUGUUCUGUUUCUGGAUUGCUAUGUUGACUAUUGUGAUUGCCACUGGUGUCUAGAUGAUGUGAAUGUUUUGUGACAAGUUUUUUUUCUUUUCUUUUUCUUUUUUUUUUUUGAAAAGUGUGUCUCUGGGUUUAUUUUCCCCCCGUCACCUGAUUUGUCUAAAUUGUACAUUUGAUCUGAGGUUAUGCAUUCACAGUAAAAAGGCAACCUGGGGUUAUUUAGAGAACUAAAAAAAGCAGAAAAUGAAAUAAUGUUAUAAAAAAUAUUUAAAAAAAAAAGCACCUGUGUGAGUUGACUUGGCAGGUUUGUUAUGCACUGAAGGCACAGCUAUGCUAUGAUCGACUCCUCGCUGGCGUCCUUAAAGCCUGACGAUGAGCUGUAUGACUGUGUCAACAGGACGCGUCGCACACCGGUUAUCAAUGGGGAAAACUGAGCAAAUAUGGAAAAUUCUAACUUUAAAAAAAAAAAGCACUUAGUAAAAUGUACAGACUCGAUGAAAGAAGUGUAAAUACAUGUUCCAGUGAGCUAACCCUGGAGGCCUUGUGCACUGAUCAUAUUUGUACUGUGGGUGCGGUUUCUUUUUUCGAAAGACGUUGCUCUGAGCUGUAAACAUCUGAGCUGAAGGUUUCUCGUGUCUUCCUGUUCUUUUUUUUUUUCUUUUUUUUUCUAAAGCAGCCAAACUUCUGAUGGCGUGGAAUACAGUUUGCUGAGUUCACUCCACGGCUUAGAAAUACCUGAAAAUGUACUCUUGGUUCAUCGGUGAAAUGAUUGGUGACGUCUGCCAAAGUUCCGUCUUGUUCUCUGGUUGUCGGCUCAUUUGCUGAUGUGGAAUUUCAAAAGUGAUUAUUCCUUUUUUUUUUUUUUUUUUUUUUUUUUUUUAACCACCCAACCAUGGCAACUUCCUGUUUGUGGAAAAGAUUUCCAUUUGUGUACAGCCUGGUGUUACUGUUGUGGCGAGCAUGGCUGAGAUGUCUCCUGGUUUUCGUAACUCCUCAUUUGAGUGGCAUUAGGGCUGUGUACAAAACAUCUCCUCUCCUGCUCCAGUCAGUCCCCUGCAGGUCCCACAUUGUUUUUGUAAAGCUCAGGGAGAUUAGCCGCCAUCUUUCUUUUCUUUUCUUUCUUCUUCUUUUUUUGUUUUUUUGUAUUUAGACCACUUUUAUUGGUGACUAUUGCAGAGGCUGUAAAUAAACAUUUGAAUUUGCUAUCCA